Messenger RNA from Fusarium musae, 1677 nucleotides. RefSeq lists its product as uncharacterized. Lineage: Eukaryota; Fungi; Ascomycota; Sordariomycetes; Hypocreales; Nectriaceae. Gene Ontology annotation, cellular component: nucleus. The transcript has 3 exons. The record is from RefSeq and is a predicted model, not a curated record. Gene Ontology annotation, molecular function: DNA-binding transcription factor activity, RNA polymerase II-specific; zinc ion binding; transcription cis-regulatory region binding. Gene Ontology annotation, biological process: regulation of DNA-templated transcription. Bases 1 to 1677 code for a protein of 558 amino acids.
AUGUCGAAACGAAGCUGGUCUGAAGCCGAGAAUGGCGAGACUCAGUUCCCGCCGCAGAUCUCGAGGAAGGUCAAGGCUUGUACGGCGUGUCGAAGACAGAAGAUCAAGUGUCUGAUUGAUGAGAAUGGACCGCCUUGCCGACGAUGUGCGGAGAAGGGGCUUGGCUGUGUAUUGGGGAAGAAUCUACAGACAAUUCUGGAUGAGAAGUCACAGUACAGUAACUCCCCUCUUCAGCACUUCACCUUACUAAUAGUCUUCAGAUUCACUCAAGAUGUGGUUUCAGAUCUCGAGCAGAUGCACAAUUUCCUCAAAGAAGUCGCUGGUAGACUGGACCUGAUCUUACCACCACUCCGCUCAUUCUCCGGAUCAGCAGAGGGACCAAAAGAUGAAUCACCAAGCCUGUCAAACAAGGGCCAUCACGUUCCCUCACGCGACAACUCACCAAAGCUCAUGCCAGAAGACGAUGAUGUUCCCUACGCGCCUAUUCACUCACUAUAUACCCUCACAAAACUACGCGCUCUUCGGUCUCCAGACGAUAUGAAUUCGCAGCAGAAUCCUGGCAUGGAAGAUGUGAUAACAAAACGUCUCAUAUCCUUAGCCGACGCAGAACGACUAUUUAACUUUUACAGAAAACGUCUGGAUCCAUAUAUCUAUCUCAUUGGAUGCCCCUAUGAGACGAUGCAAGAAUGUCGACAGAAGAGCCAAUUUCUUCUCGUAGCAGUCCUUACAGUAGCUGCUCUCCAUGACUCAACAGCAGAUUACAUCUACCCCGUGAUAAGCUCUGAAUUCCGCAGACUCUUCGAAACGUCAAUAUUCGAAAGACGGCUAAGCCGCGAUUAUCUCCGCGCCCUGUGCAUCGGGUGCUACUGGCUCAGCGACUUAUCAUGGAUGUUAUCAGGCCACGCGAUACGAAGAGCAGCUGAAUUCGAUCUUCACAACAGCUACGACAGAGCUAUUGAAAAAGCUAGCACUGAGGAUGCGCAGUGUGCAAGGAUUUGGUACAUACUCUGUGUUUGCGAUCAGCAGCUCGCGACGCAGUAUGGGAGACCGUCGAUAGUGCAGGAGGAUCCGUCGACGCAGGGCGCUACGGAUUUCUUGCAUUGUGCUGUUUCUCAUGAGGAGGAUAGACGGCUGUUGAGUCAGGUGACUGUUCUGUACCUAUACUCCCACGUCUUUCGAGGCCUCUCCAAAGACGAACCUAUCCCACACUACUUCCUCGACUGUGCUCUAAACGGCAUAAAAGCCGCCACGACAAUCAUCGACAAAUUCGUCAACGACCCCGACGUAGCCCUCGGCAUCGUGGGGAUGCCAUCAUACGUCCACUCCAUGACAGCAUUUGCCUCCAUGUUUCUAACAAAAGUGGCAACAAAAUACCAUGAUCUCAUCGAACGCGAUAAAGUGUACGAACUGAUCAUGGGAUUGGUGCAGCAGUUUCGGUCUCAGCCAGCUGGGAAGUGGCAUCUGGCGAAUCUCAUGACUGGUGGGCUUGAGAGGAUGGCGCAGACGCUCAAGCUGGAGAUCCCAGGGGAUAUGGGGCCGCCGUUGGGUGUUGAGAUGGAUCAGAAUGCUGAUGCGGGGAUAUCGGGAGUUUCAGGGGUUGAUGCUUUCUUCCCUGACUUACCGGGCGAUUUCUUCUUUAACUACGAUAUGAGCUUUGAGAUGUCUGCGCCUUUGUAG